GACGACAUGAAGCAUGCAGCAUGCGUGGUAGCGGUGUCACGGCUGCGCGGUCCUGCCUUCAACCCCUGGUGUCCGCUAGCCGCUAUCUCGCCGUUCACGCCCUCCCCGGUGAUCCCCUUUACUUCGUCGUCGAGUCAAAAUCACGAGUAAAGGAAGUCUACGCCCAAACAUGUACAAUCCUAGGACAACAGGGUAUGCGAGACUGCGAAUUGUUUGGCCUGGCAAUACUCUCAGACGGCGAGUAUCUCUUCGUGGAUCCCGAGAGUAAACUCAGUAAAUACGCACCAAAAAAUUGGCGUAGUUCACACACUUACGGCCUCGAUAGCAGUGGACGACCAGCAUUUGUACUUUAUUUUAGGGUACGAUACUACGUCGAUACCCCAUUACUUUUAAGCGAUGAAACAACCCGGCAUCACUACUACCUCCAGCUCCGUGACAAUGUGGUCCGUCACGGAGGAGGUGUUGACAGCCUCCACCCGCACCACCCCCUUCACACAGCGGGUAUUGUGGCGCCCCUGUUGGCCCUGGCAGGCCUUGCCCUUCAAGCAGACUUGGGUGACUUUGCCGAGGAGCGUCACCGCCCUCACGCAGUUGGUGGAUACUGCAAAUCCACCGAUUACCUACCCCCUCACAUGUGCGUCGAGGCAAAUGUCCUCGGUGUCCUUGCGUCACAACACCGCGACAAUCGUGGCUUGUCACGCGAGGAGGCAGAACUCCAGUACAUUCGCGAGGCGAUUCUCCUGGAGGCGCCGCUCAACGCUCACCUCUAUCGUCUCAGGCGUACAAAAAAUGAGCCAGGACCUGGACGUAUACUCCUAGCAAUAUGUGCACGUGGUGUACGUGUUUACACCGAGGAGGAGACUCCCCGUGUAUUUGCGUGGAAUAACAUUGGUAAAUUGUGCUUCGAUCGUAAAAAAUUUGAAAUACGCGCGGUCGAUCAGCCCGACAAAUUGACAUUGUACAGUGGUUGCGAUGAUAAGAGUAAAUUACUACUUGGUUUGUGUCGCGAUACACAUCAAUUUUCAAUGGCAAUAGCUCCCAGAGUUACGGAGGCACGUAAACGCGAGGAAGAGGAGAGAAAAGUAUUGCGUGAUUGUUACAUGUAUCCAGCUAGGUGUAAAUUAAGUAUGACUGGUAGGGGUACAAGGGGAGAUCAGAGGAUAUCCGUUAUAUCAACUACAUCAUCCAAUACAACUUCCGGUAUUGUUAGUGAUCGGGUGCACAGCGAGGAUGAGCCUGAUACGGCGCCAGCAUCGACAGAGUGCCUUGCGAGACUUGCUGAGACGCUAAAUCUAUCGCAGACACACUCCAGGGCACCGUCACCAAUUUCUACACAUGAUGAUGUCGAUGGUAAUGGGUCUCCUGGAAGACCCGUCCCCAGUAAUCCCACUAUGACCGUUGGAACUGAGGGCUCUCAAUGCAGCAGUAGUUGCAGUACAGUCGUUGUUGUCAAUCCCCACGUGGGAUCUAGCGUUCAUCGACAUCGAAGAACAUCAGCGAGUUCUAGCCUCGAGCUUGGAUACUCGCACACCGCUCAGAACUCCGUUGUUUCCUCAGAAGCUGCUAGUUUUCCAGGAGCUAUUUAUGACCGGUGUAAAAAAACUGGGAAAUUUCAAGAUAUCACCUCCGUCGACGACGGAAUGGCAAGCGUUGACAUGGUGAGUGAAACCAGUGGUAUCUACACUCUCCGUAGUUCGGCAAUUCAAGACGAACACAUAACCGAGCUCUACCCACCCUCCGAAAUCCUCGAGUGCUCUGCGCAAUCAACAACCGACGAGGCCUCCGUCACCUCUGGCUUCUACACAAUUCACAGUGGUCUACGUUCCGAAACCAGUGAUGUCUACACCGACACAAGCCCCGAAGACCAAGAGCCGAUUUACAGCAUCUGCAAGGGUGACGACGACAACAUUCGUGUGACAAGCUCGUCAGGCAAUAUGAAUGGUAUCGAGGACACACGUUCCCGGAGUAAUAGUAUCCUCAGUACAGGUAGUUUCCGAGGCGAUGGAAGCGAUCCCUCAAACAUCGGUCCCCGUCUCUCAGCCGAUGAACUAUCAGAUUUAAUUGUCGGUCGUUAUCCACCACGAAAGACAAUCAGUGCCUCGAUGGACUCCGAUUGUGAUUACGUAACAAUGCCACCGCCUCCUCCACCCCCUAGAAUAGACAGCAAUGAGAGAAAACUACCCCCACCUCCUCCCUAUCCUUCAACAAUGGGUUACGCUCUUGAUGCAUCGAGACUCGGUAAAAUCAUUCCCGAGAGAUUGCCCGAGAGGGAGCCUCCACCCCCACCCCCUUACAAUGCCCCCAGAGCUGAUUUCAUUCCACUACCCCCUAGAAGAAGUGAACCACCGCCUCCUCCACCACCGUACAACUCCCCCCGAGAAAUAAUACAAAUUCCUCCACCAACUCCUCCUCGCAACGAUGCGAUAACCCCUCGUGAACCCCCUCCUCCACCUCCUUAUCCAGAGAUGACAGCGGAAAGACGAAAAGCGAUUACAACCCUUUAUCCGGAGAGUGAGGAUGAGAUAAUGGCAAGAUUGGCAAAUCUCAAAACAUCAGCAUUGACGACAAAUCAAAUGUCUUCAACUCCAGUACCAAAACCACCCCCUAGAAUACAACCCCCUACAUAUCCCGGUGAUAAAAUGAAGCCAACACCUGUCCAUGCACCAGUUGCUGCCCUAGUAGUGGGACCAAAUAAUUACCUGGACGUUCAUGCUUCCAGGGGUGUUGGACCUGUUAAUUCAACUGCCCCACCACCACCACCACCCCUACCACCUCCACCAGCAUCCAAUACUGGAAACCUAACGACAGUCUACACUAGUCAAGUCGCAAGGUCCCAAAUAGAGCAGUACAGACAGCAGUUGUACUCAGACGUUGACUACGUAAUGUUUCCCCUGAAAGAUCCUGCUGUCUCUAAACAAGAGUACAUCGACGCCAAGCAAGGUUCUUUGCUCUCGGGAUUGGCUAGUGCUGCCUAUCCACCACCGCCUUAUCCAGCUUUCAAUAAUAAAUCAUCGGUGGUGUACAGAAGCACUCCAUAUCUCGCUGGAUCUUCCUUCUCGUCGACCUCCAAAUACGCCUCGAAUUUGAAUCUUAGUGACACUAGCCUGAACAAUUAUCCGAUUCAUGGUAACUUGAGCAGUCAUUACGCAGCAAGCACAAGUUCAUUAUACAGCGGAGCGACUUGUUCGUCGUCGAUCGGUAGUCACAGUUUAAGAAGGGAACCCCCCGCUGUACCGGCACAUCCUUAUAAUCAGGCAUUCUCGAGGACGAGGAGUGAUGAAAAUAUACUCAAGUGCUUUGAGACGCCUAAUAAAAUGCUUAUUCAGCCGAAGCACACUCGACGUCUUCCACCACCACCUCCACCACCACCUUAUGAAAUCCAGAGCCUGGAAAAGAACUACCCACUGCCUUCACUGCCCACCCAGUCAAAACCAAUCAGCACAACCACCGAACCCGAGCAGAACGACAAAGAAGUGAUGCUUGACAUUCGAAGUCUUCGUGAGAAGAGUAAAAAUCUGGAUCUACCCCUUAUCUCAGCCCUCUGCAAUGAUCGUUAUCUAUUGAAACAGACAAAGGCAUUUGUCAUGCCCAAGCAUCCAGCUGAUGAGGCCAAUGCGUCUGGAUCAGGUGCAACAAAAAGCCCAAGAAGCACGAAUAAUAGUUGCACUAGUAGUAAAGCAAAAUAUCCUGUCAGUGGUUUGUCAUCUACACAGAUAACAAAACCACCAAAAAAGGCAUUAACAAGUGCUCACAGACAUCCAUCUGAAAUAGUCAAGGGUAAUGCUUAUCAAGUUAAUUCAACAACUAGAUUGUCCGCUAAGAAAGAACCGUCUAGAUUAUCACAUUCAUGAAAAUUGUGAUUAGAGAUAUUGAAUUAUCUGAAUUUGUUCAAAAAUUAAUCCUUAGCCGUGCUUCUUCAACUCAGGGUGCCAUUGCAAACUCACUCAAUGAUCGUAAUCACUAUAACUCAUGUCAGAUGGGACCAAUUGUCAAUUCCAUUAAACUAUCAUCAUGAACUAAAUAUAUUGUUACAGUGACACUGCUGUCAUUUGCUCAAUUCAACUAUGAUUGUUUUUUUUAUGAUGAGUGAAAUAUUGUCUUCUAUUUUAUCGAAAAAAAUAUGAAUGACAGAACAUUAUGUAGUACCGUUGUGACAACGUACUUUUCCUUUUUUUAUAUAUGUAUUAAAUAAUUUCGGAUUAAUUUUUGUCGAUUUGGGAGGUCGUUGCUUCAUUCAUAACGUGCAAAGAUUCUCACUGUAGUGGUUUAAGAUGUAUUUUUAUACUAUGACUACUUAGGUAUUGGUAUGUGCUAUGAAGAUAAAAAUAUAGUUGAACCAUUCACCUUUUUACA
Molecule: messenger RNA, 4353 nt
Organism: Diachasmimorpha longicaudata
Lineage: Eukaryota; Metazoa; Arthropoda; Insecta; Hymenoptera; Braconidae
Product: protein expanded
Exons: 8
Coding region: 21-3851 (1276 amino acids)
Biological process (GO): positive regulation of hippo signaling
Cellular component (GO): cytoplasmic side of apical plasma membrane; cytoskeleton
Source: RefSeq, a predicted model, not a curated record